Molecule: messenger RNA, 4173 nt
Organism: Anopheles funestus (African malaria mosquito)
Lineage: Eukaryota; Metazoa; Arthropoda; Insecta; Diptera; Culicidae
Gene: meru
Exons: 7
Coding region: 1298-3868 (856 amino acids)
Source: RefSeq, a predicted model, not a curated record
AUAUACGCGACACGCGGGAAGCGAGCGGACUUGUAUGGCGGGCCGGCACAUGGUUGGGGCCCUAAAGAAAACUCAACUGUUUAGUUGUUCGCCUGUUGUCAAGGAUACCGGUCGGGUUAGUCGAACACGGACGGACCAACCAAACGUCGUUGCGGACGGUUGCCCCAGUAACGGAAAACUGCAAACAGUAGUUGUUCGAAUUUGCCUCCGUGUUAUGUUGUGGGCUGUGGACUAUUCCGUUUUCCCCAGUCCCCAGUUUCCCUCCGCGCGAAACGCCGGUUUCAAGUUUUCCAUUGGAGGAGACCGUCGUGGUCGAGGUUAUGGUGUGUUUGUGACUGUGUGUUUGUGUGCGUAAAACACAACCGGGUGAUCCUACGAGCAUGUGUGUUUUCUAGCAGACAGUGUGCCCUGUAUGUACCAGACCCGAAAAGGUGACUUAAACCCGAGCAAAGGUUGUGUAGUGUGGUCCCUGUUCCGUACACACCAAACAGCUACGUCCUUAUCAUGCAUCCCACGUUCUAGAGGUCGAUUGAACUAGGUACACCGUUCGAACUGAGUGGAUCAUUCCGUGCUGCGAAGUGUUAAGAUUUGGUAGGCACCGGAUUUACUAGUAACCAUAAACCGCGGUACCGCGGGUGUAACGAACGGUAAGGGUGAAGAGUGACCGUUGUGAGGUGCGGCGCGCGGUGUACCGAAACAUUGGUAGAUUCUGGCGUGCAGGACCCUUGCGACGGGUUUGAUCCGCAGUCAAGCAAUCAGUCGGUGACCGAAGGUCUACCAGAGCCUACACGGCCUACCAGUGCGUGUGCAGUACCAGUAGAACGAGGGUCACACAUCAACCAGCAGCUCCAGCAGACCAGUUACAGAACGGUUUUCUUACCAGGGACUUACCGAACUUGUGAAGUGAUGUCGUCUAGCGUAAUGAUCACCGAAUAUCGCCCAGCAGAGGAAAUCAAAACCAUCGCUCGGUUGUAACAAAAAUAACACAAAACAAAAAAACAGUGUGACUAAGAACGAGAUCUUCCAGUUUCCAGUAGUAACAGUAGUAACUUCAGUUGUGGAGCACGCGUGUAACGAAUUAAAUCAGUUAACGGAAGUUAAGCUAGUUUCCAGUGUUGGUGAAGUUCACAUAACAGUAGUGCCGCGAGUUCUAACAGUUUUUACAAAUAUAUACACACGCAAAAAACCAAGGAACCACCAAUAAGUUCCGAGUGGUGUCUACCGUUAAGUCAAAGUCACGGUGAUGUGAUUACUGACAGCAAGGAUAAGGUGUGCGGAUAAGUGCAGCCCAACGAACAUGGCACCCCAAAACUCGACCCUGAUACACGACGACUCUGCCGGAGUCUCCACAACCGUGCCCACCUCGGCAGAGGAGCUGAGCAACUUCAGUCCCAUCCUACCGCCAAGGAACCAUCAUCACCAUCACCAUCAUCACCAUCAUCACCACCACCGUACCCAACAGCGCCAAAGCCAUCAACCACCGUUUGACGAGGACAACGAUGGUGUCCCGUUUGUUACGAGCACCCUAGACGAAGCUGCCGGUGACGAGAGGCAAACGCUGAGCACGAAACCUACCACCAACACUGGCAACGAUGUUGCUGGAGCCAAAUCCACUACAACCACCACCAGCACCAACAGCACGACGACAUUGGCAGGCAACGUUGCAUCCACAUCGAGGGUUGGCAGUUUCCGGGCAGCGGGAAUGAUGGCGGACCGGGAGUUGCAAUCGCUGCCGGCCGGCUGGUCAGGAUGUGAGACGAUACCGGAACCAGGCGGUCCCAGAACGUGCGGUACCGGGCGAGGUACCGUGAAGCGUGAGCUGCUCAAAUCCAUUCCCUACCAUAGCCACACGCACGAAGUAAAGCAAUAUGCCGAAAGUCUCGAAACGGACAGCAACGGAACCGACGACACAGACGAUGCAUACGACGGUACACCGGAGCCGCCGAAAGCUGAAACUCCACAAACGUCCACGGAACCGGAUCCGUCCGUCACCGAUAUUGAAAUACCGAUCUGGAUACGGGGCGAGGCUCGGUUUGUGUCCGGCAUUAAUGGUACGACCACGUGCAGCAACAUUAUCCGGGCCCUGAUCGACGACGAAAUCCAGAACGGAAACUAUGGGCCGGAAGAUGUCGCAGUGUCGCGUGACGUGAGCGAUUACGUGAUAAUAGAACGAUGGCGUGAGGUCGAACAGGUCCUGACUGGCGACACACGAAUCCUGUCGAUCUGGAACGCGUGGGGCGACGCUAAAAAUGAGGUGCAGUUCCGCUUGAAAAUAAAUAAAACGAACCUGGAAAAAGGUACCGGCGGCAAGGAAAACAAAUCGAAAAAGCAGAAGGAAAAAAUCGGCCUCAUUAAUCGCAUGAUGCGCAAGGUGCUCAAGCAAGGUGAAGCCAUCCAGAAUCAUCUCUCGCAGAUCAGCCAAAAAUCAACGGAGAAACGACAGCAGGAAAAGUUCCGCAAGUACGUGCGCAAAAACUGCGGCAAGCAUCUGAUCAUGGAGAACUUUCUGCACGAUGCGGCAACGAACAAUCUGUCCGACCUUUCGGUGGACGGUGAACCGCUGGUAACGGUGUCGCACGAGCGUGAAGCUACCAAAGAUGCUAAAGUGCGUCGCAGUACAUUCCCCGGCAAGCUGCUCUUUUCCGCACGUAAAGCAUCGUCGGCCGGAGCGAGUGGCGUUGGCAAGCGCACGGAGGAAAAAGCGGGCCGUGUGCUGAAGAACGUUCUGUUCGAAUCGUCCGAUCAGCUAGCGGAUGGUGUGAAGGCAAACGAGGACGAACUGUUGCUGGUGAUUGACCACACGUCCGAUAGUGACAGUGGUAUCUUUACCAACAAUCAUGCCCACAGCCGACGGGACACGCUACCCAAGCGGCCAAACUUUGGUUCGAUGGUGGAGAUCGAUCGGUACACCAAGGAUGUGGAUGAGCUGGAUGAAUUAGCUGAAAAGGAGGAACCGGAGCUGGAGGCGGAGGCAUCCUCGAACAGUGACACCGCCAAACGUCAGCAAAAGUACCAUCGUUCCAAGCGUCGAUAUGAUUCGCUGCGCUGCCACCAUCAGAACAGAAGACGAGAGCUAGAGUAUGCCCUCUCCGAGGACGAUGGUGUGGCGUCCUCUAGCGGUGGAAGAAGAUCGGCCGAUCGUGACCAGGAGCUGAUCGAGCUGGUAAACGAUAACGAUGACGACGAAGGAGAGAACGAGGAAGACUUCACACCACCGGUAGAUGACUUCGAGUCGGAUGAGCAGUGCGAUCUGCGCAAGGGCACCUUUAACCGUACCUCGUUCCGGUUCGAUCUGAUACGGCAGGAGAUCGCGACCAAGAUGGCGGAGAUGCAGCAUCUGCUCGAACAGGAGGAAGAGUUGCUGCGGCGGCUGAAGCUGAAGAGUGCCAAAUUCCAUGCCGAGAAUCAAAUCUACCGUUCGCACAUUGGGCUAGACUUUCACGUCGAGCGGCUGCAACAGUCGAUCGAUCGCUGCGCGAAGGAGAUUAUCGACAUCGAGCAGCAGCUGCUCGAAACAAAGAUGGAAAUUGAAGAAAAGUCCCCAUUGAUCGAUAACCUACGGUCGUUGCUUGAAGCACAGGAAGCCGGCCAAUGCUACCGGCGGCAGUAUAAGCAUCAGCCAAACGAUCGACCACCGCAAGAGCAGCGGUACGGCAUGACGACACACUUCCGAACCGGUUCAGUGGGCGAAGCGGAAGCGCUGAGUGCAGACACGAGCUUCACCCAUGCACCGUCGGCGGGUUCACGCAACAGUCUCGCACAGCAAACGUCGAAGCGCAAAUCGGUAAACCCGUCCGUGAACGAGUCGGUUGAAUUUGUGGACAAUAUUUACGAGUUUUGUGAUAAUAAUCAAAGUUUUGUCGUUUGAAGUGUACCAAAACGACAAAACGGCGCCAACUGUUACUGUAGGUUUAGCAUCUGAUUGCAUAGUACGUAGUAUUUGAGUUCGGGUCUGUCCGCCAAGUGGACGGCAGGCUAGCACGAUAUAAUGAUUGCUAACGGAACGCUUAUGUACACGUGACCUUAUUUAAACGAACGAAAGUUACAUAUUUUUUUAUCUGUUAUACGACGCCCGUACCAUGCCUCCGUCCCAGAAAUCGUAUGUUAUAUUUAAUAAAUAUUUACCCAACAAAGUAACCAGAACUAGGUGCUGGGAUAUCUCUGAGAUACAAA